Messenger RNA from Tribolium castaneum (red flour beetle), 1805 nucleotides. RefSeq lists its product as uncharacterized. The record is from RefSeq and is a predicted model, not a curated record. NCBI's taxonomy places the organism in Eukaryota, Metazoa, Arthropoda, Insecta, Coleoptera, Tenebrionidae. Gene Ontology annotation, molecular function: voltage-gated calcium channel activity; channel regulator activity. Gene Ontology annotation, cellular component: postsynaptic density membrane; AMPA glutamate receptor complex. Gene Ontology annotation, biological process: neurotransmitter receptor transport, postsynaptic endosome to lysosome; positive regulation of synaptic transmission, glutamatergic; postsynaptic neurotransmitter receptor diffusion trapping. The coding region runs from base 136 to 1407 and encodes 423 amino acids. The transcript has 5 exons.
GUAUACAAGACCAGUCGAGGCUUUAGAUGCCUGCCAUAUUUUAGCGCGAACAAUAAGUGCCAUAAAACAGUCUGCCACAAUAAGCGGUGCCUGAAACGGAUCUAAUGUAAAGUUUUCGCUUUGCGGUGCAUUGUGAUGUGUUGCAAGUCGCGGGGUGCUCUCUCUAGACUGGGUGUCCUGUGGGGACUUCUGGCGCUGGCCACUCUACUUAUCGCUUUUGUUAGUGGCUCUUGGCUCUACACUAAAGAGCCGGUCACACUGCCUAACACCCAAGUCACCACUUCCAUCAGCUUUCGCAUCGGCUUAUGGAGGGUCUGUCCUUCCGUCAAAAGGGUCAACUCCUCGCUACACAAUCCCUCGCCUGCAUGUUCUCUGGUCAAGUACGCCGGCUGGGAGGACUUGAGUCCCUCGGACAUCGGAAUUUGGACCUCUUUGGACCUCGCUCAAGUCUUCAUCUCGCGGAUGAGGUCAUGCACUGUUUUAACUGGAUCGGCUGUAGUUUUGCUAUUACUCGCAUCCUUCUUCUCACUUCUCGGCCACUGUAACAGCGACAAUAAAACAAUAAUAGCGUGCGGAUUCUUCAUUUUAGGAGGGCUUUCUUUGGGAACGGGUCUGGUGGUUUUUGCAUCUGCUCUGUCAGAGACUCUGAUGGAAAUAACACAAUAUCACAAGGAACCUCCCUCCGGCCCCGUCUACGACUAUCGUUACGGAUGGUGUUUCUUCACGGCGGGGGCGGCUUUUAUCAUGACAAAAAUGGCUGCAGUCUUCUCUCUUACAGGAUAUCUCAACAGAUUUCCUUCUGUCGAUGAAAUGGUACGGGAAAUGGUCCCGGGGGCGGAGCGCAAGUUGCGGGAGCACCAGCGCCUCUCCAGCGAGUACCUGGUGCGGCACGCGGCGCCGUCCCCCAGGCAGCAGUACGACGUCAUCUCCACAAACCGUCCCAAGUACGAGGCCGAGUGCGGCCCCCUGCUCAACAAGACCCCUCCGGACGUGUGCACCACCAACAAGUGCGUCGAUUUCGGUGUGACGGACCUCAACAGUAGUGUGCUAAUGUCUGGUGUGAUCGAGCAAAACUACAGUGGCGGAGGGCACGUGAUGGCCGGCCAGACCAUUCCCAUCACCAUCAAAAACCACACUUCGACGGCGCCGCUCUCCUUCUCGCCCGCCAAUAAGUACGGAACAAUGCCAGGAACGACGCUUCAUCAGGGAUUCCUGGGCGUCGCCGAAAUUGGAAGUUCCAGUUCGAACAGUUCGAGUGGAUACUGUUCCAAAAGUAAGACUUUACAACACCAAAGGCCGAGGAAGAAGUGUGUUAAAAUUGAAAGUUUCCAAACUCCUGAUGCCGGGUUCGCAGACUUUGGAGGCAAGAGGUCGAAUACAUUAAGUUACUCCGGGAGCGCGGUAUGACGAGCGAAAGCUAUUAUGGAAAAAUAUUCUAAAACUUCCCUAGGGCACACUGGAAAUUUACACUUGCAUUGUAAAUAAUAAGGGCGAUCGGAAAGUUUGCUAAUGAAAAUCCCUGAUUAAAGCGAGGGAUUUUUAUAGACUGACACUAAAUUGUUUACAAUGCAGGGUUCUUUUUGGUUCAAGGGCGCAGAAGGACUAGGAUAAAGUCACAAUAACACCAGUUACGUUACAAAUAAAUAUAAAAAUUACUAUUUAUUUACAAACUUUUAACAAAACUGAAAUAAAAUCCAAAUACUAUAUCAAAAUAAUAGCGACAAUCUUUCAACCCCGUUAACUAACACAGAGCCGGAUUACAACUAUGGAAGCCCUAGGACAAUUUUUAUUACACAGUGAAACAA